Messenger RNA from Dryobates pubescens (Downy woodpecker), 1023 nucleotides. RefSeq names its product high mobility group nucleosome binding domain 5 (gene HMGN5). The record is from RefSeq and is a predicted model, not a curated record. The transcript is spliced from 6 exons. Gene Ontology annotation, biological process: chromatin organization. Lineage: Eukaryota; Metazoa; Chordata; Aves; Piciformes; Picidae. The coding region runs from base 296 to 613 and encodes 105 amino acids. Gene Ontology annotation, molecular function: nucleosomal DNA binding. Gene Ontology annotation, cellular component: chromatin; nucleus.
CCGUCACUCGGCGGCUGGGCCCAUCUGGCGCUCCCCAUUCAUGCAGUUUGGUUGCGUGUUGGUGUAUUUGACUGUUUGCAAUAAAGAGGGGGGGAUUUUUUUUUGUUCAGUUUCUGCUGCAAUUAACUCUUGGUCCCUUAAACAUUUUUUUUUUCCUCUCUCCUUUCCUUUUUUUUUUUUUUUUUUCGAAAUUGCGAUUUUUGCAGAACGGUUGAAACAGUUUUUUCGGUGGUUCCAUUUAUUUUUUUAUACCUCUCUCUCUGUCUAUUUUGCAAUCAACUAUUAAGGUGCAACUAUGCCCAAAAGAAAGGCUCCAGCUGAAGGCGAGGCAAAGGAGGAGCCAAAGAGAAGGUCAGCUAGACUAUCUGCUAAACCUGCUCCGCCAAAGCCGGAGCCAAAGCCCAAAAAGGCAGCACCUAAGAAAGAAAAGGCAGCAAAUGAUAAAAAGGAGGACAAAAAGGCAGCAACAAAAGGGAAGAAAGGAGCCAAAGGCAAAGAUGAAACUAAACAAGAGGAUGCUAAGGAAGAAAACCACUCUGAAAACGGAGAUACCAAAACUAACGAGGCACCAGCUGCUGAAGCAUCUGACGAGAAGGAAGCCAAGUCCGAGUAACGUCAACCCUGCCCUCUAUCUCCAUCGUUCGGCGUCCGUACCUCCGUGCUGUAUUGUUAACAGAGAGGAAUAUUUUUAUCAACUAUUUUAUAACUGCAGGUUUUUUUAGCAUGAAUUUAAUUAUGGAACAUCCUCAUCUCGGUUACUUGGGGGAAAAUUCAAUCCCUUUUGAGGAAAAAAAAGAAAGAAACAGGAAAAAAACAACCAACAAACAAGCCACAAACAGACGAAGCAGAAGAUCAUUGUUUUUAACCUUUGUGAUUGUAAUAGUUUGUAUGGUACAUGGAAAGAAUAAGUGGUGGUAGCUUUUGACUUCUGUCAGUGUGUCCCUUUUUUGUGUAAGUCAAUGCUUUACAAGACUUCAGAUUUUCAUUUGGGUUUGGUUUUGGUUUGGUUUUGUUUGUUUCCCC